This is a messenger RNA of Trichoderma reesei QM6a, 1828 nucleotides long. RefSeq names its product glycoside hydrolase family 54. The record is from RefSeq and is a predicted model, not a curated record. NCBI's taxonomy places the organism in Eukaryota, Fungi, Ascomycota, Sordariomycetes, Hypocreales, Hypocreaceae. The coding region runs from base 103 to 1605 and encodes 500 amino acids. The transcript has a single exon. Gene Ontology annotation, molecular function: alpha-L-arabinofuranosidase activity. Gene Ontology annotation, biological process: arabinan metabolic process; L-arabinose metabolic process; pectin catabolic process.
AUUUGACUACUCUGCUACAGUGGCUAUUGAAGCUUUCUCGCCCAAGUUCAGACUUUUCUUACGAGCCUGCCUUGCUUUGAAGUUUUCGCCCCUGGCAUUACAAUGCUCUCCAACGCUCGUAUCAUCGCAGCGGGCUGUAUUGCUGCAGGCUCUCUCGUUGCUGCUGGGCCUUGUGACAUCUACUCCUCGGGCGGAACGCCUUGCGUUGCCGCCCACAGCACCACUCGAGCUCUGUUCAGCGCUUAUACCGGCCCGUUAUACCAGGUAAAGCGCGGCUCCGAUGGUGCCACAACCGCCAUAUCGCCCCUCUCAAGUGGUGUGGCCAACGCUGCCGCUCAAGAUGCUUUCUGUGCGGGAACUACAUGCCUCAUUACCAUCAUAUACGACCAGUCGGGUCGCGGCAACCAUCUCACCCAGGCCCCGCCGGGCGGCUUCAGCGGCCCGGAAUCCAACGGCUAUGACAACCUGGCUAGUGCAAUUGGGGCGCCGGUAACACUCAACGGCCAGAAGGCGUAUGGAGUUUUCGUGUCUCCAGGAACGGGGUAUCGGAAUAACGCUGCCAGCGGCACAGCCAAAGGAGAUGCCGCGGAGGGCAUGUAUGCGGUUCUCGAUGGUACACACUACAACGGCGCCUGCUGCUUUGACUAUGGCAACGCCGAGACCAACAGCCGCGAUACAGGCAACGGUCAUAUGGAGGCCAUCUAUUUUGGCGACAGCACUGUCUGGGGUACUGGCUCAGGCAAGGGUCCGUGGAUCAUGGCUGAUCUCGAGAACGGCUUGUUCUCAGGCUCCAGUCCCGGCAACAAUGCCGGUGAUCCGUCCAUCUCGUACCGGUUCGUCACUGCAGCGAUCAAGGGGCAGCCAAACCAAUGGGCAAUCCGUGGCGGCAAUGCUGCGUCUGGCUCGCUGUCAACUUUCUACAGCGGCGCUCGCCCACAAGUCUCCGGAUACAAUCCGAUGAGCAAAGAGGGCGCCAUCAUUCUCGGCAUUGGCGGCGACAACAGCAACGGCGCCCAGGGCACAUUCUAUGAGGGCGUCAUGACCUCUGGAUAUCCUUCCGAUGCAACAGAGAAUUCAGUGCAAGCCAACAUCGUAGCUGCCAGAUAUGCCGUCGCGCCGCUGACAAGUGGUCCUGCCCUCACCGUCGGUUCGUCAAUCUCUCUACGAGCCACAACAGCUUGCUGCACGACUCGCUACAUCGCUCAUAGCGGGUCUACGGUCAACACCCAAGUCGUCUCAUCAUCCAGCGCCACAGCCCUCAAGCAACAGGCCAGCUGGACGGUUCGUGCCGGCCUGGCAAAUAACGCUUGCUUCUCGUUUGAGUCCAGGGACACGUCGGGCAGCUACAUUCGCCACUCCAACUUCGGUCUUGUGUUGAAUGCCAAUGAUGGCAGUAAGCUCUUUGCUGAGGAUGCUACCUUUUGCACGCAGGCGGGCAUUAACGGCCAGGGAAGCUCCAUUAGAUCUUGGAGCUACCCAACGCGAUACUUUCGCCACUACAAUAACACGCUCUACAUCGCGAGUAACGGGGGCGUUCACGUAUUCGAUGCCACUGCCGCUUUCAACGACGACGUGAGCUUUGUGGUUAGUGGCGGUUUUGCUUAAGUCACCUCCCUUGCCAUGGGGUGAUGCGAACGUACCCGAUGUAUAUAGCGAAUCCACUCCUUACUGUGUGACCUACAUAUGGGGCAUUUGCAGGUAGAUAGCUGGUGUUUGAUCAGACCUGUCUGGGGGGCGAGGGGGAUUUUCUCAGUGGAGGUCAGACAAUCGUUUCUGUUGUGGCUAUUUGUACCUAUUUCAGGCUUUCGUUCGAAUACACCUAACGUAU